Sorex fumeus (smoky shrew) is the source of this 3117-nucleotide messenger RNA. It is a transcript of the gene KLHL14, whose product is annotated as kelch like family member 14. The record is from RefSeq and is a predicted model, not a curated record. Lineage: Eukaryota; Metazoa; Chordata; Mammalia; Eulipotyphla; Soricidae. The coding region runs from base 462 to 2348 and encodes 628 amino acids. Gene Ontology annotation, molecular function: protein binding. The transcript is spliced from 8 exons.
CCACUCCCCGGCCUUUCCCUUCAUCCCGCCCGGCAUGGACACAAGCCCACGAGGUGUCUCGGCCUCAGCCGCCACUUUGCCGUCGCUGCUGCCACCGCGGGCGUUGCCAAAAGCCGAGAGCCCGGGUGGUUUUUAGCAAAGUGAGGGGUGAAGUGUGCGGGAGGUGGCGAGGAGUGGCAGGGAGCAGAACGGGUGCCGGGACCCCCAGACAGGCCCCUUCUGGUGGCGCUCACGGAUCCAGCACCUUCAGACCUUCCUCUGGGGUCGGGGGUCCCCCAGCGCGCCGGGAAGGAGUCACGCUGAGCACUGAUUGUCGUUCUUCGCCCUCCCCACCCCUCACACCCUUCCCCACCCCGACCACACCCCACCCCCUCCACUACCCUUCUCCCCUCCCUCCCAUCCCCCACCCGUCUGCCAGGUCGGAGGAGGGUUUAAAGCCAGGUGCGCCGAGUCAGCUCGCCAUGUCCAGAUCCGGGGACAGGACCUCCACCUUCGACCCCAGCCACAGCGACAACCUGCUGCACGGCCUCAACCUGCUGUGGAGGAAGCAGCUGUUUUGCGACGUGACCCUGACGGCCCAGGGCCAACAGUUCCACUGCCACAAGGCCGUGCUGGCCUCCUGCUCGCAGUACUUCCGAUCGCUCUUCUCCAGCCACCCCCCUCUCGGGGGAGGGGGCGGCGGCCAGGACGGCCUGGGGGCUCCCAAGGACCAGCAGCAGCAGCCGCCGCCGCAGCAGCAAGCGCCGCAGCAGCCGCCGCCGCAGGAGGAGCCCGGGACGCCUUCCUCCUCCCCCGACGACAAGCUGCUGACCAGUCCCCGGGCCAUCAACAACCUGGUGCUGCAGGGCUGCUCAUCCAUUGGGUUGCGCCUGGUGCUCGAAUACCUCUACACGGCCAACGUGACCCUGUCCCUGGACACCGUGGAGGAGGUGCUGUCGGUCAGCAAGAUCUUGCACAUCCCCCAGGUCACCAAGCUCUGCGUGCAGUUCCUCAACGACCAGAUCUCGGUGCAGAACUACAAGCAGGUGUGCAAGAUCGCCGCGCUGCACGGCCUGGAGGAAACCAAGAAGCUGGCCAACAAGUACCUAGUGGAGGAUGUGCUGCUGCUUAACUUCGAGGAGAUGCGCGCCCUGCUGGACUCGCUGCCGCCCCCCGUGGAGUCGGAGCUGGCGCUCUUCCAGAUGUCCGUGCUGUGGCUGGAGCACGACCGCGAGACCCGCAUGCAGUACGCGCCCGACCUCAUGAAGCGCCUCCGCUUCGCGCUCAUCCCGGCCCCGGAGCUGGUGGAGCGGGUCCAGUCAGUGGAUUUCAUGCGCACCGACCCGGUCUGCCAGAAGCUGCUCCUGGACGCCAUGAACUACCACCUGAUGCCCUUCAGGCAGCACUGCAGGCAGAGCCUGGCCAGCAGAAUUCGCUCUAACAAGAAAAUGCUGUUAUUGGUUGGAGGAUUGCCUCCCGGGCCGGACCGGCUCCCCAGCAAUUUGGUUCAGUACUACGAUGAUGAAAAGAAGACAUGGAAAAUACUUACGAUUAUGCCAUACAACAGUGCUCACCACUGCGUCGUGGAGGUAGAAAACUUCCUGUUCGUGUUGGGUGGAGAGGACCAAUGGAACCCUAAUGGAAAACACAGUACAAAUUUUGUCAGCCGAUAUGACCCACGAUUUAAUAGCUGGAUACAACUCCCACCCAUGCAAGAAAGAAGAGCCAGUUUCUAUGCCUGUCGGUUGGACAAGCAUUUAUACGUUAUUGGUGGAAGGAAUGAAACCGGCUACUUGUCUAGCGUGGAGUGCUACAACCUAGAAACCAACGAAUGGCGUUACGUGUCCUCUUUGCCUCAGCCGCUGGCCGCUCACGCAGGAGCAGUGCACAACGGGAAGAUUUACAUUUCAGGGGGUGUACAUAAUGGAGAAUAUGUCCCUUGGCUAUAUUGCUAUGACCCUGUAAUGGAUGUCUGGGCUCGAAAGCAAGAUAUGAACACAAAACGCGCCAUCCACACUUUGGCUGUAAUGAAUGAUCGCUUGUAUGCAAUUGGAGGAAAUCAUUUGAAAGGUUUCUCCCACCUUGAUGUAAUGCUUGUAGAGUGCUAUGACCCAAAAGGUGACCAGUGGAACAUUCUUCAGACUCCCAUUUUGGAGGGUCGAAGUGGGCCUGGCUGUGCAGUGCUUGACGACAGCAUUUACCUAGUGGGAGGCUACAGCUGGAGUAUGGGGGCCUACAAGUCAUCUACAAUAUGCUAUUGUCCUGAAAAAGGCACCUGGACAGAACUCGAAGGAGAUGUGGCAGAACCACUGGCAGGCCCAGCUUGUGCAACAGUCAUCCUGCCUGCCUGUGUACCUUAUAACAAAUAAUACCAGGAAGCCCUGGAAUGAACAGUAUCACAUUCUAGGAGUGCCAGGUGACAUCACUGUUAUGCUCGGAUCAAUGCAUUCUAAUGGUACAACUGCAGAAAUCCACCUUCAGUUUCUGAUGAUUUACAAAUAACUGCAAAAGCAAAAGACCUGUUCUUGAACAGCUAAAGAGUCUGAAACUCAGAUCACACCAAACAUUCUGUGAUGACUGUCGCUUCCAUUUCAAACUGGUUUUAACUUCUCCCAGUUUUACAAAAACUCAUGUGGACCUUAACUUCAAAAAGGAGAAAGAUAAAAUACAGAAGAAUGCCCCCAGAGAGACCUAAGAUCAGUAUUGUGCAUUGUAAUCUACCUGCAUGUGCUCUAUGUUAAAGUUUUGGGGAUAUUGUGUUCAUAAAUGAUUUGAAAUUGGACCCACCAAAAUACCUACAACUGCAUUGCAGAAAUUGCCACUUGAUUCUAUAUUCCUAAUCUGUGGCUACUUCACAGACUCCAUAGGCAACACAAUUAUAGAAAAUCAUUUCAGAUUAAUGAGGAGAGUUUUUCUUUCUAUAAUUUCUGCCCUUAACAGAACCUAAUGGAACAAGAGAAGAGAAAGAUAUUGUAUUUUGUAGCAAUUGCUUUCUACCCUAUAGAUUCUAGGCUAACCAGAGUCAAAAUUUCUGUUCAUCAAAUUUAUCUUUAAAAAUGGAGAAAAUAUGUAUAGUAUGUCACUAUUCAGUUAUCAAGGCUUGUGAUUUCUCUUUUUUUCUUGCAAUAUAUCUUAUGA